Messenger RNA from Anopheles merus, 8125 nucleotides. RefSeq names its product hemicentin-1. Gene Ontology annotation, molecular function: protein binding. The transcript has 17 exons. NCBI's taxonomy places the organism in Eukaryota, Metazoa, Arthropoda, Insecta, Diptera, Culicidae. The coding region runs from base 807 to 3764 and encodes 985 amino acids. The record is from RefSeq and is a predicted model, not a curated record.
AUGGCAUUCGACUGCAUUACCUGGUAGGCUUACCUCGUUCUCGAGGGUGGGGGAAAAGUGUAUCCAUUUCCCUGCGGUCCUGUGCUGCUAUUAUCGUUGCCCCACGUGACAGGUGCAGUGUUGCUGUGUUGCGGAAAACUUCCACGCGCGCUGGAGUAGCGAUAUGAUGAGCCCGAUUGAUUUAACCAGUGUUAUUUUAACAGUUUCAAUUGUCUGUUUGUGUAUGUGUGUGUGUUUGUGAAUGAUUAAUAUCGUGUAGUGCAGAUCAUUAUUUGGCAGCGUUUCCUAAAUCAACGUAAAACGUGCAACACGCACAACGUUCCGAUUGGUGCAAGUGGUCGUUUUGUUGCAACGCGGGCGUGAACCGAGCCACCGCACCUGAGGAUUUAAAUUCGGCCAGCAAUGGUGGCACCAUGGCCGAUCGUUCAGUGCAUUUGGGCGUGCCCCGCGGUGUUCGCGUCAGUUCGCGGUGUGCGUGAAGAUCGGCAGGAAGAUUUCUGUGCUGCCGGUGCGCGACGACAGCCGGUGUAAUAUUGUGCGUGUGGCUUCGUGACGGUGCGUGCUGUGUUUGUGAUUUUAACUAGUGUUGGUGUUUGUGUGUGCGCGCGCGUGUCUUUGCGCGGGUGUGUUUGCAUGUGCUUGUAAGGCGAAAAGUUAGUGAGCUCGUAGUGUUGCCCCGGCUCUUACCCAUUACCUACCCGGUGGUGGUGGUGGUGGUGAGUGAGUUCGGUACUCGGGCAGGCCUCGGAGGUGUCAGUGCACUGGAUGGUGUGAUAGAAAGGGGGAAAUUCCCAACAAUUGCUACGAUGGAAUUGCGGUACCGGCUCGUGUCGGUUGUUCGGCUGAUGCUGCUGCUGAUGGUAGGCGGCGGCAAGUGGGCGCACGUCAACUGUGAAGGAUUCAAAGCAGAUGUGCCGACUCACCUGGAGAAGGUGCUGGUCAACGAGACGGCCCAAAUCAAAUGCGACGUCUCGUCCAAUCUCACGAACGAUCGCAUCCUGCUAGUGGUGUGGUACAAGGACAAUGUGCCGAUCUACAGCUACGAUACACGUGGACCGCACGUCAACUCGCCGUCUCAUUGGAAGGAUGUCGCCAUCCUGGAAGAUCGUGCCAACUUCAAAACGACACGCGAACAAAGCCGGGCGGUGCUGGUCAUCAGUCCUGUACAGAAAAAGGACGCCGGAAUCUUUCGUUGCCGUGUCGACUUUUUGCUAUCACCUACGAAAAAUAGUAAUGUAAAUCUAGAAAUUGUGGUACCGCCCGAUGUACCGAAAAUUCAUAAUGAGGCUGGAGUCGUGCUUCCAUCCCACGCCGGACCCUACGAGGAGGGUGGCGAUCUGGUGCUGAUAUGCGUCGUCACUGGAGGCAAUCCGACGCCGAAGAUUACCUGGUCCAGCAAUGGCAAGACGCUGCCGAGCGCGAUGAUCGAUUAUGCGCACGAAUCCACGCUCAGCAGCCGGCUCGUGGUGAGAAAUCUGUCCCGCGCCCACCAGCAUAACGUGUACAGCUGUCAGGCGAGCAACUUCUACCGGCGAAACGUGACGGCCAACGUGACGAUAGAGCUGCGGUUACGCCCUCUGGCGGUGGAAAUCGUUAACGGCAGCAGUCCACUGUCGGCUGAUCGGCGCUACAUUGUGCAGUGUCAGUCGGUGGGUUCGCGACCUCCGGCCAAGAUUACUUGGUGGAUGGGUGGCGUACAGCUGACAGCGACCAACCAAACGACGUCCGAGGAUGGUAACAGCACACUGGCAUCGCUCAGCUUCACGCCGACCCGGGAGGACCACGGCAAAACGUUAAUCUGCCGGGCCACGAACGAGCUGGUGAAGCGGGGGACCAAGGAAACUUCGAUGAAAUUAAACGUCUUCUAUCUACCCACCCUGAAGCUGGAGCUCGGCAUCAACAUGAACCCGGAGGACAUCGAGGAGGGAGACGACGUGUACUUUGAAUGUAAAGUGAAUGCAAAUCCGUCUGCAUACAAAGUGGUCUGGAAGCAUAAUGAUCAAGUCGUACAGCACAACUCCAAGUCGGGCGUGAUCAUGAGCAGCACCGCGCUGGCACUGCAAACGGUGACGCGUCACCAGGCCGGCAACUACACCUGCAUCGCCUCCAACGUGGAGGGUGACGGCGAGAGCAACACGGUGGACCUGAAAGUGAUGUACAAACCAAUCUGCCGGCCGGAUCAGAAGAAAAUCUACGGCGUCGCCCGGAACGAGGCGGCCGAGAUCCUGUGCCAGGUCGAUGCCUACCCACCGCCGGAAUCGUUCAAGUGGUCCUUCAACAACACCGCCGAAACGAUCGAUAUGCCGCAGAGCGGAUACCGCGUGCACGCCGAGCAGGCCUCGUCACUGACCUACACCCCAGUAAAGGAGCUCGACUACGGUACGAUCAUGUGCUGGGCGGACAAUGUGGUCGGCCAGCAGAAGGAACCGUGCGUGUUUCAUCUGAUUGCGGCCGGCAAGCCCGAGAUGCCGUACAACUGUUCGCUCGUCAACCAGACGUCCGAGUCGCUGGAGGUCGACUGUGCCGAAGGCUUCGACGGUGGCCAACGGCAGUGGUUUGUGAUGGAAAUCUACGACCUGCAGUCGCACGCCCUGCUCGCCAACGUGUCCUCCAAGCUGCCAAUCUUCACCGUGAACGGGCUGGACGCCGGGCUGCUGCUCAAGAUCGUCAUCUACGCCACGAACAUGCGCGGCCGCAGCGAACCUAUCCUGCUGCAGGCGUACACCCUCAAGGCGGCAGAAAAGCAGACAGGACCGCAUGCCGAGUUCGAGCUGACGCCGAUCGUAUCGAUCGGGAUAUUUAUUGGCAUUUUAACGGUGCUUAUCUGCAUUACAAUCGCGGUCGCGGCCGCCUUCAAGCUGCGGGCAACGCAGGCGAAACAGCACACCACCGCGACCACCACCACGGCCGGCGGCAAGCGGCCCGGUAAUCUGCCAAUUAAGGAGAAAAUCUCAUUACCGCUCAGCCAGUCGGAAGACAUGUACGACGAGAAGAACCCGGACGUUGUCCCAUCGAACGAGGAUCCCGAUUACAAAUUAAUAUCAGCAAAUCAGACACCCACAGCGCUGCAUAAUUCAUUAUGCAACAGCAAACAUGACAUUAUCGGCCGGACGAUACUAGACGAUAGCCGGAAAACGUACCUAACCGGGUCAGCUAGUGAAGUGCAUUACGCGGAGCUGGCCCUGGCAAUACCGCACGACGACACCGGCGGCAAAACGCAUCUCAACAACCAUCUGAAUAAGCUGCCCCCGCCGCCGGCCUACAACUACUUCGACGAGCCGACAAUCUACGCCCAGAUCGACCACGGCGGCAGCUUCGGGAAGGGGGUGCCGCCGCCGCCACCGCCCACCCAGUCCCAUCCCGGGUCCACGCUGGCCGGGGUGGGGUCGACCGGCAGCUCCUCCUUCCCGCUAAUAUCACCGGUGUCGCAGCAGCAGCACCACCACCACCAUCACCAUCCGCUCACGCUGCAGCUGCAGCAGGACGCAACGCAACCGGCGCCCCCGCACAACCAGCACCACGCGCCUCACACGCCCCACACGCCGACGACUGCCUCGCUGCUGCAGCUAUCGCAGCCGCUCGGGCAGCAUCCCGGUGCCGUCCUGGCGCACUCGCCACUGCAGCUGUCCCACGCGCUGCCCCAGUCACCCUCCGCCAGCCUGCCGAGCGCCAACGGUGGUGGCGGCGGCAGCAAGCAAUACCUGAGGGAGAUCGUCACCGUGCGGACGCCGCUCGCCUUUUCCCAGCAGGAAAGCUGCGUCUAAAGCUGCGUCACACGGGGAAAGGGGAAAAGGGGAUUGGGGAAUGAAUGGUAAUGAAGGGAGAAAGUGCGUGUGUGUGUGUGUGUGUGUGUGGUGGUGGAAACAAAUGAGAAGAAAAACAAGAGUGAAGUACAGAAAAGGGAGCGAAAAUGGAAUGGCUCGAGAGGGCGCUACCGACGCUCAACUGCUCAAAUUACACGGUAAACAAGAUGUCCGAUGUUGCAAACUUUUCCAAUGUGUUCGUUUCUCAAAUACUUAUCGGUGGGUGUUGUUUCAGAAAACUCCUUCCUCCCCCCCACUGCCCAGAUCGGUACGGCGCAAUGAGCCUUAAAAACCCAAUAAUGAAUUGCAACUUUGCAUACCUUUAGGCGUAGUGUUACUGAUGCCGAAGGAACAAGCAAACGAGUAGAGACGGUACGCAAUCCGCACGACGUAUGGUUGCUGCAAACAGAUUUUGCCCAUUGAAAACUUUGACUGCCAGACCAAUUUUGUUUAUGUUUCCCUGGGAGCCAAGCACUUUAUGUUACACUUUAACUAAUGUCUGCUGUAUAAUAGAUGGUUUGGACUCACAUUACAGCUAAAAUAUAUGUGGCUACAGUAUAUUGAUGGAAGGUAUUGUUAUUUUGCAUUUAUACAGUCAUUUAACAUAUUGUUGAUCUUGUUGCAUAAUUUCACGAUAAUACGCCUUACCUGUUGCAAGAUAUUAAGUUUUAAAGUCAGUAAUCCCUGGCUAGCAUUGUAUUCUAACCAUGGUCCCCCAGGAAUUUGCCCCACGUGCACCGUCUCAUAGUUAGGAGCUACCAGUCCCAACGUCCCACACAGAGUCCGCCACCAUUUCCUGCACCAAAGCUCCAAAGUUGCUUUAAUUUAAUUAACCAAUCUCCAUACUACUGACCGAUUGUUAUCAAACCAAUAUCGGGGUAGAACGUCUUCCUCCCCACGAAUCGCACCCCGCCCGGUCCCGGAUGUGUGUGUGUGUACUCGUGCUCGAUUAUUUCCGGCAUGGUCAGCGAGCAUUCCACAGUACGGAUGCGGUCGCUUCAUAAUUAAUUGACAGCGAUUCAUCAAAUCAAGCGCAGCGAAACCGCAAAACCAAACACUCCAAUGCACCGAUUGGUAUUUGGUGUGCCGCCGGUGAACCACAAACGUCUUCAGUUUUUUUCUUUCGUUUAACAGGAACGGUAACCAGGCUACGGGAGAGACGAUGACUUACAUUCCGACACUCCCCACCUUACCUCAAUUGUUGGGUCCGAGGGGAUGCGCGUGGUGCGGGACGCCCUUAUUUGUAUUGGAAAAGCGCAAUCGACAUGCAAUCAUUUGUGCCAUUUGUAGUUCGGUUUCGACCGGCGCGAUAAUUCCCAGCCAAUAAUAGUGCUGAUUGUCUUGUCCCGACUGUAACCAGCCGAGGGAAAGGGGAGAGGUGCCAUGGUGGUCAGACCAUUUCCAGCGUUUAACUACAAUGGUGUGUGUGUGUUUUCGUGCCGUGUAUGGGUUCGCAUGAUGGCAGCAAACCUAAGAUUAUCAUGUUUCUGCUUAAUGGAAAAUUUAUGUAGAUUUUCCCGCUAGUCGGGCGACCGGCGACACCACCUGCUCCACACGCCACGGUGCCACUGGGUACCGGUUGCAGCGAAUGCGGCUUUGCCAGAAUGGUGAAGUUCCCGGGCUAGAUGAUUCCAUCGAUACCGUUUUGGUGCUCGCGUGAUUCUAGUUUCUGCCACCUCAUGCCCUUUAUCCGCUGGUUGUAUUUCGGCCGAUAGGGGAGAACUGAAGGUAGGUGAAUGGGGAAGUUUCACUUUCUGGUUGCAUGAUUAACGGGUGCAGCAAGCAUUUGGUUCGUCGCAAUGAAAACGCUUCAGACCAAUUGAUUGCGGUGGCAAGUUAUCGCAACGCGUAAGAUUUACGUACCGGCCGUCCAUUGGAGAAUGUCGUUGAAAGGCUCGAGAUUUUAGUUUACGAACCUACAGACAUCUUUAGGAUUCAGAAAGUAAGUGGAAUCAAUGAUUGCCCAAGGCGACUAGUUUGCAUCACACCUUGCUCCAGCCAACAAGUGACAGCACAACGCUCGGCAAUACAGUUCUUCAGGGUUGUAGCACAAAGUGUAACAUGACUUACCUGCUUCGGAAACGAUUUCCCAAUUGCAGAUCUAGACUGGUUUGCUCACAAAACGAACCACACAACCAAAUCUGCCCACUCAUCAACGCCCCGUACCGCAAAGUCAUCCCAGUCACUGGCAGAGCAGUCGAACUAGCUCCACGAUUGCUAUCGAUGGUCGUGUGGUCGUAAUUUAUCAUUUCCCUUUCUUACGCCGAGCUCAAACCACGCCCGGGAGGCCAUAUCAAUGCCAUGAGGCAAGUUUUGUAUUCUGAUGGCCACUGUUCUCUUUCUUUUGAAUAACCGAUAGAGCCCGAUACAGCUUUCGUGGGCUGAAGGUUAAAGCAACACUUCACAACAUGCAAAAGAAAACCGCUGAACAGUUUCUAUAGCUACAGAGUCUAUUCAGAUUAGGCAAAGGCUUUGCCUUUUCUAUGGGUGUUUUUUUUUUAAUUCCCAAAAACAUACGACCAAUUUGCGAGCAACCGGUGAAACCGGCGAGUCCUUCAGUAACUCCGAAUUAAUUGAAAGCAACGCAGCAGCGCACCGAAGCUCGUACCGACACUACCACUGAGCAGCUCCUUUUUUUCGGGGCAAACUCGCAUCCCGAAAAACACACAAAUGCACUCUCGUUAACCGCUUUUGAGUGAGUGUGUUUUUUUGCUUUGGUUUUUGUUUUUAUUUGGGUUUCAAACCCUUUUAUCCCCACGCCAAACUCAACAACGCCCAUAAUAUCAUCUUCAUCAUCGCCUACCAUCAUCGCGAGUGGGCUCAAUUCGCGGAAUAAUAAAGGCCCUUCGCUUGCUCAGCCUGUGCUAUGGAUACAGAGAAAAAAAACUCCCUUAAUGAUGCUUGAACGAUGCAAUAAAAUGGGCAGCAUAACUCGGUUACCCGGCGCACGAAAAUACGGUCAGGAAAUUUAAAAAAAUACAGAUAUAUAUACACCCUGGUACGUCACUGCAAAGUUUCGUAAAGAGUACACUAUUUGUUGCUAUUUACUCGCUGCAUGCAAAGGCAAAGGUUUUCGUAAUCCGCUGCACUAACAGCUCGAAAAACUUCUCGCAGCAUCAACCAACCAUUCAGCAUCGUCUAACACACACAAACGAUACGCACCGAGUUCCCCCUCCGUUGGGGCACUCAUAUUUUGCUUCACUUUAUCGACUUCCGCAGAGCUUUCGGGAGAGUAUUAAAAUUAAUAAUUAAUUUAAAUAGCGCGUCCGAAACCGGCACCGGCUACUGGCAUCGGGACCGGCACCUCUCCGAGCAUGGUGCGUUUGCGUCCACCGUUUUCCCAUUGUGUCGGAAGUGCUCUCUUCAUCAACCUAAAAUGUUAUGCUCUUUUGCUUUUAGCGAGCCCGUGCCACACGUGCCCAAUAUGCGUGAUGUUUAAUGUUGCUGUCGGUGCUGUUUUGUUUUGUUUUAUGUUUUUUUUUUUUGCUUUUAAUUCCCUCCCUUUUGCCGGGACUCGUUCUCUGCUUGGUGGGGCCAUGUUUUUCGCCUUCUUUUUGCUGCUUCGUGACCGGAGCACCCCUUUUUUACGGAGCCAUGCAAUUCGUGUUUAUUUAUGCGACACAUCGCAUUAUUCAUUUAGUGCACACACCUUUCGUUUGUUCUUUUUUUUUGUUUUGUUUUUGGGUUUUUUGAAACUGUUUGCAAGCGAAAAACAAAGCGAGAUAUUUUCUUUCCUGUACUUCCAAUAAAAUCAAAUUAAAUAAACACACCCACACAAAUGAAAGGAUGUGCUGAACUUACCCCGGGGGUUAUUUCACAUUUUCUUUUUUCAUUUAUUACGCUGUAUCGAUCUGGUGGCAGAGAGCACAACGCAACAUGAAAUCUAAAGCUAGACAAUAUAGCUGAGGAAAAGCGAACUGAUGCAUCAUACAAACAAACUAAACAAACGGGACGUGAAUGAAGCAACCCCACAUGGAAAGUAUAUCAAAAUCAAACGAAUUGUAAUGAAAAACGAACGAACAAGUAUUAGUCGAGGAGGAAAUCAGCGCAAAUAUGGGGGGGAGGGGUGGCAGAAACGAAGCAUUAGCGUAAGCGUACGUUAAGUAUCACCUCGCUCCAUAAACCUACUGAGUGAGCAAAGAACUGACCUUUAAUUUCUUUAAAUAAUCUAACAAACAAACAAAAAACCACACCAACACAAAGGUUCACAAACUCUCCUCCGGGCAGUGGUUAGAAAACCGAUACGAUCGACAAAAGUGUGAACAGCGGAAGAAACAAAAUCAAUUUAUGGAAUAAAAAAGGGAAAACCAAAACGAGCGAAA